Messenger RNA from Cephus cinctus (wheat stem sawfly), 5079 nucleotides. It is a transcript of the gene Raf, whose product is annotated as raf homolog serine/threonine-protein kinase Raf. Bases 533 to 2749 code for a protein of 738 amino acids. Gene Ontology annotation, molecular function: protein kinase activity; ATP binding. NCBI's taxonomy places the organism in Eukaryota, Metazoa, Arthropoda, Insecta, Hymenoptera, Cephidae. The record is from RefSeq and is a predicted model, not a curated record. The transcript has a single exon. Gene Ontology annotation, biological process: protein phosphorylation; signal transduction.
AAACUUCAAAUUAAUGUUUAAGACCUAUACAGAGAAAGGACAUCGAAUUAUAAGCGGAACGCAGGGCAGCACUAUCGCCUUCUGGAAAGGCUGCCUCGCGGAUCGCACGGAUAGUGGUCCUAGUGGCAGUUUUCUUUGGAACGGUUUAGUGUGCAUUAGUGCUGUUAAAGAUUGUCGUCAGGUUGAGUAUGGUAAAAGCGUCGCGACGCGAAUAGUAUGUACCUCAGGGUCUCAGAAAAGAAAACGUAACUAACCAAUGAGAGUGAACGCGUUUGUACGCACUUCGUUCGCGCAGCUAGUACGGCAUGCUGCGGACGUAAGUAUCGCAGGAAUGUGAUUCGGCGGUGGGCAACGCGCUGACACCAAACGAGGACGACGAGGUGGAGGUUGUGAACUCAGGAGUGGUGUGCUCGAGAGCGUAAGGUCGAUGGGUGCUCAGGAUCGGACUUAUGUGUGAGCGACGCUCGUUCUGGAGGACGUCAUCGACACUACUGAGGGUAGAGCGCAGGAUGCUGCUGCCAGACGCUGGAAAAUGGCCGUGAUCGGCGAGGCUAGAUACCUGGUACAUGUUAACUCGUACGGCGAUUCGUCCUGUCCAAGAACCAGGAGUCAUCCCAGCCUCAGGGAUAGAACUUGGACGAUGUCCACCUCGAGGAUCGUGGAUUCGGACCUCAUCUCAAUCAAUGACGAUACGUGCACCGAUCCGUUACGUUACGAGUUACAAAAUAUACAAAGUGUCAUCCAUGUCACGCGGCAAAACAUUGAUGCCCUCAACAAUCGGUUUGCUGGCUUCCAGCAUCCACCUUCGAUUUAUCUGACUGAAUAUCAGGAACUAACUAGCAAACUUCAUGAAUUGGAGUCGAAGGAACAGAAGCUCAAUGAACUUCUUAAUUCCAGUGUGGCUGAUGAGUCUCAAACUCCUUCGAGACUACGAUGUCCCAGGACUCCUCUUAAGUCGCUGCUACGUGCACAUUUACCCAAUCAGCAGCGUACCAGUGUACAGGUCAGGGAAGGACUCUCAUUACGGGAUGCACUUGCAAAAGCCAUGAAGCUGCGCAACCUUACAACUGAGAUGUGUGUUGUGUACAUAGUUGGUGCUGAUAAUUCCAAGUUUCCCAUACCAUGGGAUACAGAUAUCUCUUCCCUGGAAUGUGAUGAAAUCUCUGUUGAGAUACUUGACAAAUUCCCUAUCACCACAUCUAUAUCUCACAACUUUGUGCGCAAGACCUUCUUCUCAUUAGCAUUCUGCGAGUGCUGCCGUAAGUUAUUAUUUCAAGGAUUUUACUGUCGCACUUGUAACUACAGAUUUCAUCAGCGAUGUGCUGGAGGUGUACCUGCACUGUGCCAUCAAGUGCGCAUGCAAGAUGCUUACUAUCAAGCACUUCUUGCACAUAAUCCUGAGACCAGUGCUGGUAUAUUACAGUUACCCUCUGGCUAUGGUCUCAGCAGGAGUAUGUCACCAUCGUUGGCUCCAGCAGGCAAUCAGAGGCAUCCUAGGUCCUUAGGACAGCACGACCGAUCCAGUUCCGCACCGAACGUAUGUUUCAAUAUGGUCAAACCUGGUGGAGAUCCAGCAAAUCUAGAAGAAUAUGUUCGCUCACAAAGCCUCGGAAGGCCAGCAGGUACGACACAGAGUCCUGUAUCUCCAGGAAGCAGUCCAACGAAACAUAGCCAAUCUACACAAGCAAGUCCUACGAGUACUCUGAGACCAAAACGACCCAGAGCACGUUCUGCCGACGAAUCCUCAAAGAAUUUACUGGCUCCACGAGAGUCCAUAGAAGACUGGGAAAUUCCUGCGGAUGAGAUCCUGGUAGGGGCUCGUAUUGGGUCAGGAUCCUUUGGAACCGUUUAUAAGGCCCACUGGCACGGUCCUGUGGCAGUAAAAACUUUAAACGUAAAGAUUCCCACAAUGGCUCAACUUCAGGCAUUCAAAAAUGAGGUAGCUGUCCUCAGAAAGACACGUCACGUCAAUAUAUUACUUUUCAUGGGCUGUGUUAGCAAACCGCAAUUGGCCAUCGUGACUCAAUGGUGCGAAGGAUCUUCACUGUACAAGCAUCUCCAUGUAUUCGAGGAGAAGUUCGAACUUCUCACUUUGAUAGAAAUUGGCAGACAAACUGCACAGGGUAUGGACUAUCUUCACGCAAAGAACAUCAUCCACAGGGAUCUCAAAAGCAACAACAUAUUCCUCCAUGACGAUCUCACCGUAAAGAUCGGUGAUUUUGGUCUGGCGACUGCGAAAACAAGGUGGUCCGGAUCCCAGCAAUUUCAUCAGCCCACUGGAUCUAUCCUUUGGAUGGCACCGGAAGUGAUUCGAAUGCAAGAAGAGAAUCCCUAUAGUUUCCAAUCGGACGUCUACGCAUUUGGAGUGGUCCUGUUCGAACUGCUCGCCGGCCAGCUGCCCUACUCAAACAUCAACAAUAAGGAUCAAAUCCUUUUUAUGGUCGGUCGUGGUUACUUACGUCCUGAUCUUAACAAAGUCAGAUCCGAUACUCCAAAGGCCCUCAAGAGGCUCACCGAGGACUGCAUAAAGUUCUCACGAGAUGAGAGACCAAUAUUUCGUCAAAUCCUUGCGAGUCUCGAAGGUCUUCUACGUGGUCUCCCGAAGAUUACCAGGUCGGCCUCGGAACCGAACUUGAACAGGACACAGUUGCAGUCCGAUGACUUCCUCUACGCAUGUGCGUCGCCCAAGACGCCUGUUAAUUUUCAAUUUGGAGCCUUUCCGUUUUAUCCAACUGGUGGUAACAUAUAACGUAGCAUUUUCUAGACGGAAGUUGACGUAGAUGAUGUCAAUGGAACUGGCGUCGAUAAUACCACUUAGCUAUGAACAAUCUGCAUAAUUUUUUUCAAUUACAUUCGAUCACGUGUCGUGUGAUUAUCAUUCUUCGACUAACUGACAGAAGCCCAAGGGAUAUCAAAUAUUAUGACUAAGAUAGAGAAUGAAAAGGAGAAUGAGACACUAGGUACACGCGAGGUCAGAAAACGGCACGUGUGAGAUUAAAGAAUGAGACUCAAGAGCGAAAGGAAUAUAAGAUAAAGAGGUAUCCAAUGUGAGAGGUUAUAUGCUUAGACAUUAAUGAAUGAAAGAAAAAUUAUCAAAGGCAUCGGGACGAAUGAAUUCCACGUGUGCACGUUGCUUUGCGCAAAGUGAUUUUCGUGUUUACUAGUAUUCAAAUGAAGCAACAAAAAAAAGUAAAAGGAAGCUGAAAUGAUGAAUCCCCGGAUACAUAAUUCUUCUUCCCGAAUGUCGCGAGUCUAUUCGUCUAAAUGUAUAUAAGCGUGAUUAAUUGGAAGUGCGCAAGAGAAUUUUCCGUGCUUACGAGCAAAUUAGAAUGAUAACGAACGUAUGCGUCCGCGUGGUACGAAUGUUGGAAAGUAUAGCUAAAUUAAUAUAAAAGACGGGAAAGGCCGUAAGAAUGGGUGUGAGAUAAUAGCGAUAAUUCCAUUUUCGUGGAAUCCUUGAAAAGGAUAUAAAAAAGAAACGAAAAACUAAUAAACGUAAUUAUUAGGAAAUUAGUGGACGAAAAUUAGACGUUGCGCCCUACGAUCGUGUUCCUCUCUCUUUAGAGUUCGUUUCAUUUUUAUUCGACUUUAUUCUUUAUUUAUUUCGCGGACAUUAACCAUUUUUAUCUUACCUGCGUUCACUCUACAUAAUUAAUUUUUUAAUUUUUUUGUACUAUCGAAUAUUUAUGCAGGACCACGUGGAACAUGUGAGUAUUUUAUUGUCUAUUAUCUUUACAUUUUAUAGUUUUUAUUCUUCUUAGUAAAAACAAUAAGAAAACGAAUACAAAGUAUAAGCUUGUUAAUCUAGUGGACAUUCAUAAUCAUUUUUUGGCUAUUCUCAGUGGGACGAGAGUAAGUGCGUUAUCAUCGCCAAAUUCAAAAAUAAAAUUAACAUACUUUUUUCAUCUUUCCUACUCUCUUUUGCUCCCGAAUGAAGUGACAAAAGAAAAAUCGAACGGGCUGCACACUUUUAUUUAUUUAUUUAUACGAUCCGUUGUGCGGCAAGACUGUCGAAAAGAUGAAUGAUAAAUUCUCUAACUCAUUUGCACAUGUGAAUGUUAUGGAAAGUACACUUAACGAACAAGAUGAUGUAUGCUAGUGAAUUUGCGGAAAAAAACUAUGUAACGGUGAGAGAUAAAAAAAAUGUGUCAAUGUGCGAGAAACUGAGAGAGAAUGCAAGAAUAAGUGUGAAUAAUAUAGAAAUAAAAAAAAAAUGAAACAACCAAGAAAUAAACGCUUAGCACUUAAUGACGCUUUCUCAUAACAGGGAAAACAGUGAAACCAUGAAACAUAUUUACAAUAAUCUCGUGAAACCGAUAGAAACAGAGAAAAAUGGCCAGCCAUACGUUAGACAGAAUUGUAGAUCUACGGAAUUGCGAAGAGAUUGCCAAUUAACGUAUAAAACAAAAGAUACUAAAUAAAAUGCAAGAAAAUGUCACUUAACGAAGCUUCAAACUAUUUUCUUGGGUUUCUAAUCUCAUCUUUGACAUUUUCUUGCUCGUGUUCUCGGAUGACAUUCCUCUGUAAGAUUGCCUCCUACCGAGACCACCGAAUUUCGCAGUGUAUUUUAAUGUCACUUUUUUCGAAUGUAAAGAAAAUGGACGUACUUGCAAGCGUGUGAGAGCCUGCGGUUUUUGCGAUAUUGCAAAUCCUCGAGGCAACAAUUGUUCCGUGUAUAAAAGUGCCGCUAAAGGUACGAUACGGCGCGAAACGAUAUAAAAAAAAUACAAAAGAUGGGCUAUCUAUCGAUUCCUCUUUGAUUUAUUCUUGCUUUUCGUCGGUAUUACUUAGUAUUUUCAAAAAUUGCCACGCGACCUACUCACUGUAAAAGGGAAUAAGCGAGAACAGAAUGGGACAAAAAAAUAUACGCUAAUAUCUCUUUCUCGAUCUGCGAGAUACGAGACGUUUAUAAUUUACAUUCGAUAUACUUAAAUGAAUUAAUUGCCAGGUGAGGUUGAACGAACGAUAGAUCAAUCACUAUUGUAUCCUUUAUUCAAUUCCCUUCCCAUUCUCCAUACCGUUACCUCCGAAAGAAUGAAAAGAAAACCAAAAAUAAAAAAUUCAAUUUAUCUUCGCGUA